Messenger RNA from Olea europaea var. sylvestris, 620 nucleotides. RefSeq lists its product as uncharacterized. The annotation marks the transcript as partial. The record is from RefSeq and is a predicted model, not a curated record. NCBI's taxonomy places the organism in Eukaryota, Viridiplantae, Streptophyta, Magnoliopsida, Lamiales, Oleaceae. The transcript has a single exon.
CGUUUCAAAGAUUUGGCAUUGUCUCGGAGAGUGAAAAAUGUUGUUGAUACCAUAUUAUGCAGGUUCACAUUCGUGAUAGCAUUCCUUCUGUUGCUGACGGGUGCAGCACUGAAUAGUCAACAUAGCGAAGAGAACUUGUACUUUGGCAACUAUUACUGUUACGUUGUAAAGCCAGGUGUUUUUGCUGGAGCUGCUGUCUUGUCCCUUGCAAGUAUCAUUCUUGGAAUCAUCUACUAUAUAACCUUGACUCGUGAAAAGAACACAAGUGAUCAUCCAUGGAAUGGACAAGGUGGCAUUGCUAUGGCACAACCUCAAAUUCCUCCACAAAAUGCUCCAAACCCUGUUUUUGUGCAUGAAGAUACUUAUAUGAGGCGGCAGCUUGCAUAAACAAUUAUUUUCUUUUUGUCUAAAAGCUUCUUGUUUUGGUUGGUUAGUAACAAAUUGUACUUUAGAUAUGUAAUGGCAGUCUUUCUUGCUUUGUUUGCUAGAUCAUUUUGAACUGGUUUUAACUUCACAAUUUUGUCUCCAUCCCCUCUUCUUUUUGGACACACUCCAAAAUUGGUUCAUAUUUCAUGGUCGUUUCUGGUAUCCAAUAAAAUAGUAUUUCACUGUUCUGUUAA